Messenger RNA from Sordaria macrospora k-hell, 942 nucleotides. RefSeq lists its product as uncharacterized. NCBI's taxonomy places the organism in Eukaryota, Fungi, Ascomycota, Sordariomycetes, Sordariales, Sordariaceae. The record is from RefSeq and is a predicted model, not a curated record.
AUGCUCUCCCGUCUAAGUGAUCCUUUCCGCUCCAGCUCUCAAGCUCCAGCUCCAGCUCAAGCUGCAGAUCGAACUCGUCGCCAACACCCACGGCGUUACCAGUCAAACAAACGCAACAACAACAGCAACAAACACACUCGUCAAGACUCAGAGGGGAUGAAAUCCGUAGCAUCCUCUCCAUCUUCUACCGAUUCGCUCCCACCUCCUACUCCUCCAAAGGACGAACCCAAAUCCAAUAACAAUAUGGCCAACACUUCCACAAAGACCGUUACCGAAAAACCAAAACAACCCCCUCUCCCGCUCCCGCUCCCGCUCCCUCCCUCCCCUCCCCCCUUCCCCCGACCCAUUAAAGUCCAACCCACCCUUUCCCUUUCCAACAGCCAGCUUCAGCUCCCAUCCCCCCUUCCCCCCAGGAAUGCUAACGCCCACCACCCUCAACGGCCCUCAACAGCAGGCACAGAACUCGCCCUACGCCUCUCCCGCCGUCAAGCCUCCGAAGCCCUAAAAGAAGCCCAACGCGCUGAACGUGCCUACACCAGCCGCAAGCGAGCAAGGCUGGCACGCGCGAACAAAGUCGAAGCUGCUGCGCACUUCCGGCAGGCUAAGGAGCACUUUGCGCUGGCGGUGGGGUUGAGUUGGAGGUGGGUUAGGGGAGUGCCGUGUUUGAUUGAGCAGGGGUGGGAGGAGAGGAAACGGGUGUGGGCAGAAGAGAAGCGGGAGGAGAGGGAGAAGAGGGAGGAGGUGGUGGCUGUGAAGGACUCAAAGGGGAAAGGGGAAGAAGGUAAAGGGAGGAGGACGGGGGUAUGGAAUUGGAAGGGAAAGGAGACUACGACUACUAAAGAAAGUGUGAGGGAGGUUGUCGGUGGGAGUAGAAGUGAGGAUGAAAGUGAGGAUAUCGGCGGGGUGGGUAAGGGGGAGCAUGUGAGAGGAGGAGGAGGAUGA